AUGGCGCCAUCAUAUGAUGACGAGCGCUUGAGAGCGAGGCGCAUAAGGGAUGCUGCCUCGGUCAAAUUACGAUCAGGCAUGCUCAAGCAUCUGUCACAGGAACUCGUCGACAUGAUUACGGAAAACAUGGUCAUGGAGCUGGCUGCUGUUCACUCCCAAGAGAUAUUCUCCUCGAUGAGGUCCACAAACGGUUUCAAAUAUAGGCUCGAUCUAAGGCAAGAUAUCUACGUGAGAUAUCGUGAAAUCGAAGGCGUUACCUAUGUUCAAUGGUUGUCGAAUACGAAUAUGGGCGGCAAGGGACCGUGUAUAUACAGGGCCCGAAGAGAUGAGAAAGUAAAAGCCCUAUGGGUGGCUUUCGAUCAACUCGGCGUCAGGCGAGUCGAUCUUAAGGAGCACCCCGUCGAGAUUUCUCUUGGGGUUGGUUCUCUGCCGUUUUGGAAGGUGAUAAGACCUGAUACCGAUGAACAGACCUUGGUCUGCAUCCACGAUGUUCGUUCCUCUCCAUCGCUCAGUUGCCCACCAUGGGGCCAUGACUAG
Messenger RNA from Didymosphaeria variabile, 537 nucleotides. RefSeq lists its product as uncharacterized. The record is from RefSeq and is a predicted model, not a curated record. The coding region runs from base 1 to 537 and encodes 178 amino acids. Lineage: Eukaryota; Fungi; Ascomycota; Dothideomycetes; Pleosporales; Didymosphaeriaceae. The transcript has 2 exons.